Molecule: messenger RNA, 1031 nt
Organism: Folsomia candida
Lineage: Eukaryota; Metazoa; Arthropoda; Collembola; Entomobryomorpha; Isotomidae
Product: RNA-binding protein FUS
Exons: 4
Coding region: 105-938 (277 amino acids)
Source: RefSeq, a predicted model, not a curated record
GUUAAGUAAGUAUAUUGUGGGGCACGCGUAUAAAUACGAAAAUUUUCACCACAAAUCUAUCAUCAACGAUUCAUCUUCACCCAAAUUGAUAGAACUUCAUAAUCAUGAAGGUGAUCCUUUUGGUAUCCUUGGCCUUUGCCGCAGUCUCUUCAGAGGGAAUUAAGCCUCUGAAACCUGUCAAGCCACAAACUCGAGCUUCUGCUUUCACCUACAACGCCGGAGUGACUGCAGCCUAUCCCCCACAAACCGGACUCAUCUACAACGCCGGUACCUUCGUCAAGUAUGUGGCCGGUACUACGGUUUACUAUCCAUACAACACCCUCGUCAACUUUCUUGAAGACUCACAAUUCUACGUGAAGGAAGGCCCCGUCUCUGUCGUUGCCGGGACCAACAUCACCUUCGGACAAGGAACUCAAGUUGCUUUCCCUCCAGGUACUGGUGUCAAGUACGUCAACAACUAUUCGGAGGCCAAGUAUCUUCAGUUCAAUGGAAAUACACACACCAUCGUCCAAUACCCGAACCAGACCCCGGCCCAAUAUUACUGCAGCAACUGCGACUUGAGGCUUUUCCAGGCUUCGACCAACCCCCUCGUCUACUACAAUCCGGGUGGGUCCACCCCAUUCGGAGCUUCUGCAAUGCCCGUGGAGACUGACGUCAGGCCCGUUGCGACUGCCAGGACUUACGGAUAUUAUGGAGGUGGAUGUGGGUACUCCUACUGCUCUGGAUACUCGUACGGAGGUUAUCCCCAGACCACGUACUACAACUACAACACUGGGUACUCGAGCACGUGCUACCAGACCGGGUACAACAGCUACUCCUACGGUGGGGGUGGUGGGGGUGGAUACUCCAUGGCGGGAGGUUCAUGCUACGGUGGAGGAGCCUAUUAUGGAUCUUACGGGGGUGGGGGCGGUGGUGGUGGUGGAUACUAUGGAAAGUAAUUCCACUCAUCAUUUCAUUAUCGGCUUGUUGAUUUAUUCCGAGCUUGUGAAAAUAUUAAAAAUUUGAAAUGACGAAAAGUUUUUUGAAUUCUA